This is a messenger RNA of Ipomoea nil (Japanese morning glory), 1127 nucleotides long. Its product is annotated as bidirectional sugar transporter SWEET15-like. The transcript has 6 exons. Gene Ontology annotation, molecular function: sugar transmembrane transporter activity. The coding region runs from base 71 to 877 and encodes 268 amino acids. Gene Ontology annotation, biological process: carbohydrate transport. Gene Ontology annotation, cellular component: membrane. NCBI's taxonomy places the organism in Eukaryota, Viridiplantae, Streptophyta, Magnoliopsida, Solanales, Convolvulaceae. The record is from RefSeq and is a predicted model, not a curated record.
AGGGGCAGGAGUUUAUAGGAAUUUGGUUGGCUAUAUCAUAUUUUUCCUAGUAAAUUCCUAGUCCCAAGAAAUGGCAAUUCUAGAUCUUCAUCACCCUUGGCUCUUAGUGUUCGGAAUCCUAGGGAACAUUAUAUCGAUCUUCGUAUACCUUGCACCAGUGUCGAUAUUUAUUCGAAUCUACAGAGCCAAAUCAACAAUGGGAUAUCAUUCGGUGCCAUAUGUUAUAGCAAUAUUUUCUUCCAUGCUUUGGAUGUACUAUGCUUUCAUCAAGAAAAACGCCACUCUUCUCAUCUCCAUCAACUCAAUAGGCAUCGUAUUUGAGACUAUCUAUAUCCUCAUUUUCCUUGUCUUCGCAUCAAGUAAAGCAAGGCGUAACGCAUUGAAGGAAUUGUUUCUGUGCAUUGGAGGAUUCUCUAUAAUUUUCUUGGUCUCGUGGUUUCCUUUCUCGGGAGAAAUUCGUAUUAGCCUUGUUGGUUGGAUUUGCGUGGCUUUCUCCAUAGCUGUUUUUGCGUCACCCCUUAGCAUUGUGCUUCAAGUAUUCCGAACUAAGAGCGUGGAGUUCCUGCCAUUCUACUUGUCAUUCUUCCUCACAUUGAGCGCAGUUAUGUGGUUUGGCUAUGGUUUAAUCAUGAAGGACUUGCGUAUUGCGUUGCCAAACAUCCUGGGAUUUUUCUUGGGACUGCUACAAAUUUUGUUGUACGCAAUUUAUCGGAACGCAAAACCAGUUGUAGAGGAAAACAAGAAUGUACAAGAACACAUAGUGAACGUGGAGAUGCUAGGGACAUCUAACCAAUUGGUGCACCCUGUGGAUUCUGGGAGGAAUAUAAGUGAUGGAGUUACUGAAAUAAAUAUGGAGAAUAAUGAUCAAGGGGAAUAGAAGAUGAUCGGAAAAAAUGGCAACUCCGCCGGCGGCGGUGGAGGACUAGAGGCCAGAUAGCGGCAGCUGGCUGCAGGCUGAGCUAGUCCAUCAAGUGAGAAUGGAGACCAGCUAGAGAAUGUAGCUAGCUAGAUUGAUCGCAUAUUUACUUUAUCCCAUUAAAUAUAUUUAGUAUGUGCAUGUUAUAUAUAUGAAUUCUAUUAAUAUUACAAAUUAUCUAAAAUUCCAUAUAACAUAAAAUUUUGUUUAA